AUGCAUUUCUGUAGCUGUGCACUCAUUGCACUGUUGCUCGCUGUAGCCUCGGCAGACCACCAUCUCCACCACAACCGUGGUUCUGAAGACCAUAUGAGCUGCCACAAGCUCUCUGCUCCUAAUGCUGACUUUGCCUUUGCCCUGUACAAACGUCUGAAUGCGAGGACUGCUGCUGGAAACAACAUUUUCUUCUCACCACUGGGCAUCUCCACUGCCCUGUCCGUACUGUCUACUGGGGCCCAUAGUGAAACCCACAGCCAGCUGUUCUCCAGCCUGGGCUACAGCACCUUAAACCAGACUCAGGUCAAUGAAGCCUACCAACAUCUUUUCCACGUGCUUGGACAAAGCCAGGAGAACCAAAAGCUGGAUGUUGGCAAUACCAUUGCAGUGCACUCAGGUUUCAGUCCCCUGGAGAAGUUUCUGAAUGAUGUCAAGCAGCAUUACUCUGGUGAGGUCUUACAAAUCAACUUUACUAACCCUGCUGAGGCUGCAGAUAAAAUCAACAGACACAUUGCCAAUAAAACACAGGACAAGAUCAAAGAUAUGGUGAACGAUGUUGACCCUGAAACGAUGAUGAUGCUCAUUAACUAUGUCUAUUUUAAAGGAUACUGGAAGAAACCAUUUAAUAGUGAAAUGACACAUAAGGCGGACUUCCAUGUUGACAGCAGGACCAAAGUUCAGGUUGACAUGAUGGUAAGGACGGGAUACUACCACAUCUUUGAGGACAGAGCGAACCACACCAGCAUCAUCUUGCUGCCAUACGAGAGUCACACCUCCAUGAUGAUUGUCCUUCCUGAUGAAGGCUGGAUGAGGAGUGUAGAGGAAAACAUCAACAAGGACCAUAUAAGAAACUGGCAAAACUCAGCAUCUAUGAUGUAUGUGGAACUUUAUAUGCCAAAAUUUUCCAUUGCCACUAAUGCCUCCUUGAGGAAUAUAUUGCAAGAAAUGGGCAUCACAAGUGCUUUUGAAAACACCGCGGAUUUCUCUGCUGUGUCAAACAAGUUUCCACUUAAAGUAUCAAAGGCAUCCCACAAGGCCACGAUCAGUGUCACCGAGAUGGGAACAGAGGCAGCAGCCAUCACCAUUUCUGAAUGGAUCCUACUGACUACACCAACACCCGUCAGAAUUGACAGGCCCUUCUUAGUUUUCAUUGUAGAAAACUCGACUGGAAGCAUCCUCUUCAUGGGCAGGAUCAACAAACCAACAGCUUCAUAA
Pundamilia nyererei is the source of this 1215-nucleotide messenger RNA. RefSeq names its product alpha-1-antitrypsin homolog. NCBI's taxonomy places the organism in Eukaryota, Metazoa, Chordata, Actinopteri, Cichliformes, Cichlidae. The record is from RefSeq and is a predicted model, not a curated record. The transcript is spliced from 4 exons. Gene Ontology annotation, molecular function: serine-type endopeptidase inhibitor activity. The coding region runs from base 1 to 1215 and encodes 404 amino acids.